Messenger RNA from Aspergillus heteromorphus CBS 117.55, 1400 nucleotides. RefSeq lists its product as uncharacterized. The transcript is spliced from 2 exons. Lineage: Eukaryota; Fungi; Ascomycota; Eurotiomycetes; Eurotiales; Aspergillaceae. Bases 301 to 1281 code for a protein of 326 amino acids. The record is from RefSeq and is a predicted model, not a curated record.
GAGUAUCCUGGGAUGCGCCUGCCCCCUCCGAUAUCCACUGUAUGGAUGGUGGAUCACUUGGAGCUGCAGGGUCAUUGAACUGUUGUUUCUACCUACCGGAAUCAUCCGUCAUUACAGUCCUUUAACGUCUUGUUGAACCCCCAUCCCCGCAUUGCAUUGCUGCUCACUCUGGCUGAACCCCCGCCCCAUCUUUGCUGGGCCUUGAAUGACCAAGCAGACUGCAGGAUCUAGUCACCCGCAGAAGCUCCCGUGGUACAUCCAAAACUAUAUAUCUUCCUGGCCGAAGUGAGAGACCAGACCAUGUCGGAGGCACCACGUCCAGCUCUAGCAACGCUGGAGUGUUUGCCCGUGGAAAUUAUCCAGGAAAUCUUUCUCCACGCCCUCGAGGUCAACUUUCCACGAGCCUCCAUACACAUUGCUCGCGCUCUCUCACAUCCCCUCAUGUACAGCUGGAUCAUCCGCGUGGCGUUUAGCAGCUUAGAGGACCCCUCGAGGAACGGUUUUUUCACACGCGACUUUCUUCCGGAGCCGCUUGACCCCUUCGCCAUCUCCCCAGAGGAGCGAAGGGGCCUGCAGACCGCCGUCCUCGGUUGUCGCUGGUGCACACUACCUCUGAUGCGCAGAUGCCAACGGGAAUAUCUCGAGCAUGUGGUUCGUCGUAAGUGCGGCGACCUGGUCAUCUCGCCCUCCGAUUAUCAGAGUCUUCUUAGUAUUGGCAGUCAGUUGAGCGGUCUAGAUGGCCUUAUACCAAAUGAACCCUUUAACCCCGACUUGUGCGUCCAAGCUAAAGUCCGGGGAUCCAACAGGGACAGUCCACUCAUGGUGAUCUUUUACUUCGGCAUGUUUGUCAUCCGCUACGAUUUGUUUCAACUCCCAUGGGGCAGGCAAGACAUGCCAGCUCUUGUACCGGACAAGCUGCUUUGCCCCCCUUGGACUAAAUCCAAGCUGGAAUUUCUCCAAAUACUCACGAGGUUUGCAUGCAUCGAUGAGAAUGCUGACGGCACUCGUUCGAGGCGGGUUCUUCGGCAGGUGAUCCGGGAUCGCGACUUUGCGACCUUCAAGCGAUUCAUGUAUAUGGUGGUUCGUGUACCGUGGUCCAAAGACUUGAACUUUUGGCCGGUCCAUGCAAACCACUUUCAUGCAGCAUUGAAAUAUGCAGAGAAACCGGACGAUCCUUUCGUGAGUAUGCUGGUUAAGGAGCGAUGGGACAAUGUCCCAAAAGAUGAUCAUAAACUCCAGGAUGCUUUGUUGACCAAUUUGUGGGCGAACGGCACCACAUAAGGCUGCAUACAGCUGCCAUUACUACCGGGUUUACGGAAGACAGGUAUUUACUGCAAAGCGAGCAUGGAUGGACUUCGAUGAAAGAAUUAAUUCGUAAACCAUCAGAUAUCAGAAACUAG